Molecule: messenger RNA, 1147 nt
Organism: Dermacentor albipictus
Lineage: Eukaryota; Metazoa; Arthropoda; Arachnida; Ixodida; Ixodidae
Source: RefSeq, a predicted model, not a curated record
CCUACAGCAUCGCUCGGACGGCGCGGUGGGCUUGUAAGCGGCGUUUCGGGGCGCGUGUUUUAGUCUGACACCAUGCCACACGAGAGGGACUCGUACAAGCUGUUCGGGUUUUCGGAGGAGCUGGACUGGAAGCCCCUGCACUUCGUCCAGCAGCCGAUAGACGACGCAAGAGUGUGCAGCGCGUGCGGAUUCGUGCCCAAGAGAAGCGGCUUCCUGCCGUGUCGUCACGUGAUGUGCGAGCCGUGCUUCGAUCAGUGCAGGAACAGAGGCCACAUCUGCGUCAUGGACGGCGAGGCGUGCCCGGAGGCCGGAGUCCACUGGAGGGAAUUUCCCGUCGACAAGCUCGUCGACAGAGAGGUCACCUGCUGGAACAAGAAGUAUGGCUGCGAAACCAUCACUACAGUCGCAAGCAUAGUCAACCACUUUUACGAAAAGUGCGCCCACCAUUCCACGCGCUGUCACAAGUGCUCGGCGACGGUUCUUCAGAGAGACAUGAUUGAACACCUGGAGUCACGUUGCUCUGCCCACGUCCUGGGCAGGAAGUCCUCGCCGUCAAGUUCAGAACACUUAGGCAGAGAGGAAAUACAAAACGUCCAAACAGUACUACACAACAUAAAGCAAUCCUUACAGAACGCUGCCACUGAAAACGAACACUUAAGUUCGAGAAUCGACGUACUUGACCGAGAGCGCAUCGAUGCGCAGGGAGAACUGGGGGACAUCAUCAGGGAAGUGGCGGAGCGAAUCAAUCUGACACUGGCGGUUAUCGAAGGAAACGUCGAAAGAGACGAAGAGGUUCAGCGGGAGUUCGAUGCCCUGAAGGCGACUUUGGAAGAGCGAGUGGCCGCUGUAAAAGCGACGAUGGAAGCUUUCAUGCGGGAACACGACGCGCAAGCCGACCUCAGAACCAAGGCGCACAGUGACGUGGUGCGAACUGUGAGCGAUGUGCACCGAGAGGUGCAGCGCAUGAAAUCCGAGCUGGAAGACAUCCAAGCACGAGAUGUGUAAAGAGUCUCUUCUUUCGAACAGCGUCGUCGACUGGCCUCUACGACCACCCUCUUAGUCUGAUUAUACUCAUAUGUUCAAUUUUGUAAAGGGUGAAUGUUUUUUCUAGAAAGUUCCCCCGCUACAAAGGAAAUAAGCUUUCGAG